AUGUCUGCACUAUGUUACGAUCCAGAAUUCGCUCAAUUGGCGGGCGAAUCUCUGACUGACCACCGAGAUGUGAUUCCGGUCGGUGACAUCAAGAGCCGAAGAGAUCGCAUCGCGCAAUUCAUUGAAAAGUCACAAUCUCAAGAGUUGCCAAAGGACAUCAAGCAGCAGGUGCACUAUAGCCCCUCAUCGGACGGUCAUCCAGUCGCCAUCUAUCACUUCACCAAAACAGGGACUAGCUCUGGGCCCGGUCCCGCGAUUGUUCACAUACACGGAGGAGGCUACACCUGCCUCACUGCCGCUGCAAUGACCCCGACUUUGACCAGCUAUGUCUCGAUAACGGGCGUCCCUAUAUUGUCUAUCGACUAUCGACUGUCGCCCGAGCAUCCUAUUGACCCGCAUCGGAUUGCCAUCAUGGGCGAAAGCGCCGGGGGCGGGUUGACGGCGGCGCUCGCCAUCCUUGCCAGAGACAGAGAGUUAUCACCCCCGCUAGCCAAGCAGAUCUUAAUGUACCCCAUGAUGGAUGACCGGACAGAAACGGACCAUACCGGCGGACUUGCCGUAUUUGCUACAGAGGAUGUUAUAACCGGUUGGGCAGCCUACCUGGGAGAUCUGUAUAAGACAGAUAAGAUACCGCCGUAUGCAGCAGCGGUAAAAUUGGAAGACGUGAGAGGUCUCCCACCUCUAUAUUUUGACUGCGGUCAACUAGAUAUGUUCAUACACGAGGGGUCCACGUAUGCCCAAAAAUUCAUCAUGGCAAAUAUCCCAGUUGAGAUGCAUGUUUACCAAGGAGUCCCGCAUGCUUUUCAACGCUUUGCACCAACCUCCAAAGUUGCUCAACGGGCGCUGGCUAACAGAGUUGCGGCAAUGCUCAGUUUUUGA
This is a messenger RNA of Penicillium maclennaniae, 879 nucleotides long. RefSeq names its product alpha/beta hydrolase. The record is from RefSeq and is a predicted model, not a curated record. The transcript is spliced from 2 exons. The coding region runs from base 1 to 879 and encodes 292 amino acids. NCBI's taxonomy places the organism in Eukaryota, Fungi, Ascomycota, Eurotiomycetes, Eurotiales, Aspergillaceae. Gene Ontology annotation, molecular function: hydrolase activity.